AUAUUUCGAACAAACACGACACAACACGCAGAAGGCGCAACCGAUGCGGACACACAAGUAUACUGCUCAUUUACAGAUAAAAUUAAAAAAGGAAAAUGAGGAUCAUCCAUGAACCAUGAAGCAACCACUCAGCACUAUAUAACAGCAUUAAAUUGGCGACAAUAAUCUCUCUUUUUUUCCUCUUUUUAUUUUUUGCUCUGCAAAAAGGGGGCUGCACUGCAGCAGCACCAAAAACCUUAUUCAGUUAUUCAUUUCUGAUCAUCAUGGAGGCGCAACAACAACCUCCAACGCCGUCAACCGCACCGCCGUUAUCCUCCGUCGCACCUCCGCCACCACACCUCAAUUAUCCCGAAUCUGUCGAUUCCUCACCUCGCUCCCGCAACACCGACUCAUGGGACGAACCUUUCCCUCCAGCGUCAUCAAAACUCCGUCUGAUGUGCAGUUACGGUGGCCACAUCGUUCCUCGUCCACAUGACAAAUCACUCUGUUACGUCGGUGGUGACACACGAAUCGUCGUCGUUGAACGCGCAACCUCACUCGCGGACCUAUCCACGCGCCUCUCCAAAACCUUCCUUAACGGAAGAUCUUUCACCCUCAAGUAUCAACUCCCAAACGAAGACCUAGAUUCGUUGAUUUCAGUUACAACCGAUGAAGACCUAGAAAAUAUGAUCGAUGAAUACGAUCGAACGAAUUCGUCAAAUUCAUCUCUCAAACCCUCACGAAUUCGUCUUUUUCUGUUUCCAACUAAACCUGAAUCUGCUCAAUCAAUUCCUCCACAAAUUCUUGAUACUUCUGCGAAAUCCGAUUAUUGGUACCGUGAUGCGUUAAACGGUGCUGGAUUGCUUAACAGAGGGUAUUCAGAUUCUGCUUCUGUUAACUGUCUUUUAGGUCUUGAUGAUGAUGUUGCUGCUUCGAAUAAUAUUGAAACUGGUUCAAGAGAAGCUCCUGAAGGUGUUUCUCAACCUGGAUCUUUUGGAAAUGGUAAGAAUUUGAAGCAAGAUGUUCACUCUGUUCCUGAUUCACCUAUGUUGGAGACUUCAUCGUCUUUUGGUUCAACUUCUUCGUCUCCGUCGUUGGCUAAUUUGCCGCCGAUUAGGGUGCAUGUGGAAGAUGGUGGUUCUGGUGGUGUUAGGGGACAACAGCAACAACUGCAACAGCAGCAGCAGGAUCAGAAGGUUUUGGGAAUUGAGGAACAGUUUGCUCAAAUGGGAGUUGUGGUUGGUGGAGUUGGACAGAAGCAACAGGAUGAGGGAUUUGCUGUGAUGUCUUCGCCGCCUCAUCCUCCGGUGCCAACUACGCUUUCUGUGGCUGCUGUUGGUGUUCCAGUGGUUAUUGGUGAUUAUCAGAAUAGGGUUUUCUCUGAUGACGAGAGAUCGGAUCAUGGAGUGGCUGUAGGAUAUAGAAAACCACCAACUCCUCAGCCACAGAUUGUUCAAGCACAAUCUCAGGCACAAUCUCAAGCACAAUCUCAGGCACAAUCUCAAGCGCAAACACAGACACAGUCACAACAACCUCCUCAAUUUCAACAGAAGUCAAGUGGUGGUACUGAUUUGCCUUCUCCUGAUUCAGUUUCAAGUGAUAAUAGUCUUUCGAAUGCAAUGCCGCGUCAAACACCUGUUAUCUAUCAAGAGCAAAUUCAGAUUCAACCUGGAACUACAAGGGUUCUAAGCAACCCUGUGGAUCCAAAACUCAAUUUGGCUGAUUCACAUGGUAGGAUCCAGGUGCAGCAACAUGUACAGGACCCUGGAUAUUUACUGCAACAGCAAUUUGAACUCCAGCAGCAGCAACAACAGCCUCAACAUCAGCCUCAACAUCAGCAGCAACAACAAUUUCAACAUCAGCAGCAGCAGCAGUUUAUACACGGUGGACACUACAUUCAUCAUAACCCUGCAAUUCCUACAUACUAUCCUGUAUAUCCUUCACAACAACAACCCCAUCAGCAGGUUUACUAUGUGCCUGCAAGACAGCCACAAGCUUACAAUCUUCCUGUGCAGCAGAGUAAUAUAGGUGAAUCUGCCCCAACAAUCUCUUCUAGUAGACCCCAAAACCCUCCAAACCCCACUACAUUGGUUCAACAAAAUGCAACUUACACCCCCGUCAGAAAUUCUCCUCUACCCAAAACUGAAAUGACGGCAGCUGCUUACAGAACUGCAACUGCAGGCAACCCUCAAUUUGUACAAGUUCCUACAGGUCAGCAUCAGCAGCAAUAUGUGACUUACUCCCAGAUCCACCAUCCAUCCCAAUCCAUGGCCCCUAAUUCUGCUGCCCCUGCCAAUUAUGCUUAUGAAUAUGCUGAUGCUGGUCAAAUAUACUACUCUCAGCCUAUGGCACCCACAAUGCCGUCACAGUACCAGACCAUGGCAGCUGCUAAUAUGAUGCAGCCGGAAAUUUCUGCACAGCAUCCAUCAGACGGCUUGAAGCAGCAGAUAAGAACCUCACAGCCACUAUAAGCAAAUUCUACAUAAAAGAAACAAUUUUGAAAAAUUGGUUUGGUUUCCUUUUUAAGUUUUAUAUAUGCAGUUCUCGUUGUCGUGUUUGGUACCUGUUUGUGGUAUGUAUUUGCCAUAGAAAAUAAGAAACUGUGAUCAUCUUGUACUUUUUCUUGUAUUUCAUAAUUCAUAGGAAAGGAAAUCGGUCCAAGGUUAUACUGUAUAAGUUUGAAGUCUGAAACAUUAUAUUUGUGAAGUUCAAAUAUUAAUUCCUUAAAUGAUUGUCAUAUAA
Messenger RNA from Trifolium pratense (red clover), 2721 nucleotides. Its product is annotated as putative mediator of RNA polymerase II transcription subunit 12. The transcript is spliced from 2 exons. Gene Ontology annotation, molecular function: protein binding. The coding region runs from base 264 to 2450 and encodes 728 amino acids. The record is from RefSeq and is a predicted model, not a curated record. Lineage: Eukaryota; Viridiplantae; Streptophyta; Magnoliopsida; Fabales; Fabaceae.